Messenger RNA from Dromaius novaehollandiae (emu), 4729 nucleotides. It is a transcript of the gene GRIN2D, whose product is annotated as glutamate ionotropic receptor NMDA type subunit 2D. The record is from RefSeq and is a predicted model, not a curated record. Lineage: Eukaryota; Metazoa; Chordata; Aves; Casuariiformes; Dromaiidae. The coding region runs from base 893 to 4639 and encodes 1248 amino acids. Gene Ontology annotation, molecular function: NMDA glutamate receptor activity. Gene Ontology annotation, cellular component: NMDA selective glutamate receptor complex; plasma membrane. The transcript is spliced from 13 exons. Gene Ontology annotation, biological process: monoatomic ion transport; excitatory postsynaptic potential; long-term synaptic potentiation.
CUGGGGACACUGGGGGGCACUGGGGGGCCUUGGGGACACUGGGGGACACUGGUGGGCACUGGGAACACUGGUCCCGGCCCCCUCACGCUCUCUCCCCCCCCAGGUCCGGCCCGGCGCCUUCAGCCGCCUCCGUCACCCGCCCCGGCCGGGCGCCUGUUUCUGUCUACUCAUCCCCCGCCCUGUGUCCCCCCCUGUCCCCCCUGUCCCCUGCUGUCACCCCCCUGUCCCCCCGUCCCCUGCUGUCACCCCCCGUCCCCCCUCUGUCCCCUGUCCCCCUGCCAUCCCCUGCCAUCUGCUGCCGUCCGCUUCCGUCCCUGUCACCCCUGUGUCCCCCCGCUGUCCCCUGCCAUCCCCCGCCAUCCCCCGUCACUGCCACGUCCCCCGCUGUCCCCUUGCUCUCCCCGUGUCCCCCGCUGUCGCCUGUCGUCACCCGUCCCCCCCACAUCCCCCGCUGUCCCCUGCCGUCACCUCUCCCCCCGCCUGUCCCCUGCCGUCCCCCUGCUCUCCCCCCAUCCCUGCACCCCCCGCUGUCCCCUGUCCCCCGCGUCCCCCCGCUGCCCCUCGUCCCCCCCGUGUCCCCCCCGUCCCCGCGUCGCCUCCCUCCGUCCCCCCAUCGCUGCUCCCCCCCCGCCGUCCGUCCCUGCCGCUCUCCCGCCCCUUCCCCGUCCGCAGAACCCUCCCGCCGCUCCCCGUCCCCGUCCCCGUCCCCGUCCCGCGUCCUCCGCCCGUCCCUCUGUCCCCAGCCCCCCCUCGCCCCCCCUCCGCCCGGCCGGGACCCCCGCGCCGGGGCCGCCCGCCCCCGCCGCCGGGCCGCGAUGAGGCAGGGCCCCCGCGAGCAGAGCGCGGCCCAGGUGGCGGCACAGGCGGCAGCACAGGCGGCGGCGGCGGCGAGAUGAGGGGCCGGGCGGGCGGCCCCACGGCGGCGACGGCGACGAUGCUGCUGGCGCUGGCGCUGGCCUGCGCCGGGCCCUGGCUGGAGCCGCGACCGGAGGCGCCGGCGCCGCCGCCGCGCGCCCUCAACGUGGCCGUGGUGCUCAGCGGGGCGGCCUACGGCCCCGGCGACGCCCGCCUGGGCCCCGGCGCCUUCGGCGGCCUGCCGCUGCCCGUCAACGCCGUGCCGGUGCUGCUGGACGACGCCAACCCGCGGAGCCUCAUCGUGCGCCUCUGCGACGCCCUCUCCUCGCUGCCCAUCCACGGCGUCGUCUUCGAGGACGACUCGCGCUCCGAGGCCGUGGCCCACGUCCUCGACUUCGUGGCCGCCCAGACCGCCGUGCCCAUCAUCGGCGUCGGCGGCGGCUCCGCCAUCGUCCUCACGCCCAAGGAGAAGGGCUCGACCUUCCUGCAGCUGGGCUGCUCCACGGAGCAGCAGCUGCAGGUGAUCUUCGAGGUGCUGGAGGAGUACGACUGGACGGCCUUCGCCGUCGUCACCACCCUCUUCCCCGGCUACGAGGACGUCGUGGACUACGUGGAGGUGCUCACCGACAGCAGCUUCGUGGGCUGGGAGCACCGCGGCGUGCUGACGCUCAACCUCACCGACGACCCCGGGGGCUCGCGCCUCCAGCGCCAGCUGCGCGAGGUCAGCGCCCAGAUCCGGCUGCUCUACUGCUCGCGGGAGGAGGCGGAGGCCGUCUUCCGGGCGGCCCGCGACGCCGGCCUCACCGGGCCCGGCUACGUCUGGUUCGUGGUGGGCACCAACCUGGGCGGCGCCGAGGCCCCACCGGAGCACCUGCCCGCGGGGCUCUUCGCGGUGUUGUCGGCCAGCUGGCGCGACGACCUGCACCGCCGGCUGCGCAACGGCGUGGCCAUCGUGGCCAAGGGCGCCGAGGCGCUGCUGCGCGACCACGGCUUCGUCCCCGAGUUCGGCAACGACUGCCGGGCCCCCAACGUCACCCAGGCCAACGGCAACCUGCACCGCUACUUCAUGAACGUCACCUGGGGGCAGAAGGACUUCUCCUUCAACGAGGACGGCUACCUCGUCAACCCCUCGCUGGUGGUCAUCUCCCUCAACAAGGAGCGCAGCUGGGAGGUGGUGGGGAGCUGGGAGCACCGGGUGCUGCGGAUGAAGUACCCGGCGUGGUCGCGCUACGGCCAGUUCCUGCAGCCGGAGGCCGACGGGCGGCACCUCGCGGUGGCCACGCUGGAGGAGCGGCCCUUCGUCAUCGUCGAGAGCGUCGACCCGGCCACCGGCUCCUGCAUCCGCGACUCCGUGCCCUGCCGCCGGCAGCUCAACCGCACCGACAGCCGCCCCGCGGAGCCGGCGCUGGUGGAGAAGAAGUGCUGCAAGGGCUUCUGCAUCGACAUCCUCAAGCGGCUGGCGCGCGCCGUGGGCUUCACCUACGACCUCUACCUGGUCACCAACGGCAAGCACGGCAAGAAGAUCGACGGCGUCUGGAACGGCAUGAUCGGCGAGGUGUUCUACCGCCGGGCCGACAUGGCCAUCGGCUCGCUGACCAUCAACGAGGAGCGCUCCGAGAUCGUGGACUUCUCCGUGCCCUUCGUGGAGACCGGCAUCAGCGUCAUGGUGGCGCGCAGCAACGGCACCGUCUCCCCCUCCGCCUUCCUGGAGCCCUACAGCCCGGCCGUCUGGGUGAUGAUGUUCGUCAUGUGCCUCACGGUCGUGGCCGUCACCGUCUUCAUCUUCGAGUACUUCAGCCCCGUGGGCUACAACCGCAGCCUGGCCGCCGGCAAGCGCGCGGGCGGCUCCAAGUUCACCAUCGGCAAGUCCAUCUGGCUGCUCUGGGCCCUGGUGUUCAACAACUCGGUGCCGGUGGAGAACCCCAGGGGCACCACCAGCAAGAUCAUGGUGCUGGUCUGGGCCUUCUUCGCCGUCAUCUUCCUCGCCAGCUACACCGCCAACCUGGCCGCCUUCAUGAUCCAGGAGGAGUACGUGGACACCGUCUCGGGGCUCAGCGACCGCAAGUUCCAGCGCCCGCAGGAGCAGUACCCGCCGCUCAAGUUCGGGACGGUGCCCAACGGCAGCACCGAGAAGAACAUCCGCAGCAACUACCCCGACAUGCACAGCUACAUGGUGAAGUACAACCAGCGCGGCGUGGAGGACGCCCUGCACCACCUGAAGACGGGGAAGCUGGACGCCUUCAUCUACGACGCGGCGGUGCUCAACUACAUGGCGCGCAAGGACGAGGGCUGCAAGCUGGUGACCAUCGGCUCGGGCAAGGUGUUCGCCACCACGGGCUACGGCAUCGCCCUGCAGAAGGGCUCGCGCUGGAAGCGCCCCGUCGACCUGGCCCUGCUCCAGUUCCUCGGCGACGACGAGAUCGAGAUGCUGGAGCGGCUGUGGCUGUCGGGGAUCUGCCACCACGACAAGAUCGAGGUGAUGAGCAGCAAGCUGGACAUCGACAACAUGGCCGGCGUCUUCUACAUGCUGCUGGUGGCCAUGGGGCUGAGCCUGCUGGUCUUCGCCGGGGAGCACCUGGUGCACUGGCGGCUGCGGCACUGCCUGGGCCCCCCGGGCCGCCUCCACUUCCUCCUCGCCUUCAGCCGGGGCAUGUACAGCUGCUGCGGCGGCGAGGAGGCCCCGGGGCCGCCGCUGCCCUCCGUGACGCCGCCGGGCUACGGGGCGCGUGGCGCGGGGGGGCCGCCGCCCCCGGGGACGCCGCCCCCCCCCGCCCUGCCCACGCCGCCCCGCGACCGCCGCCGGCCCGGCCGCAGCCCCCCGGCGCGACGCGGUGCCACCGCCGCCGCCGUCGUCCCCGUCCCCGAGCGCCUGGGCCCCCGCGGCGAGGCCCUGCACCGCUUCUACGGCCCCAUGGAGCCGCAGGGGCUGGGGGGGCCGCGCUCGCCGCCCGCCCCCGCGCCCCCCCCGGCCCCCUGGCCCCGGCGCUCCCUGCGCGGCCUCCGCGAGAGCCUGGGGGGCCCCGAGGCGCCCGGCGCCUACGCCCGCCUGGCCUACGAGGACGAGCGGACCCCCCCGCCGCCGCCCCCGCCCCCGCCGCCGCCGCCGACCCCCCCGCCGCCGCCCCCCCUCCGCGAGCGGCCCCGGCGGCCCCGGCGCGACGCCGACCCCGAGGCCCAGCCGCUGCUGCGGCCGCCCCGCGCCUGCUGCCACCGCCACCGCCGCCGCCGCUGCCGCCACCGCUGCCACCACCGCUGCCACCACCGCUGCCACCACCCGCCGCCGCCCUGGGGCGACGGCGCCGCCGAGCUCUCCGACUCCGACUCCGACUCCGACUCCGACGGCGCCGAGCCGCCCGGCCCCCCCAGCCCGCCCCACGCCUGCUGGCUGGGCCCCGCCGAGUGCCCGUGCCGGGAGCGCCGCGCCGUCCCCGUCCCCGUCCCCGUCGCCGUCACCACGCCGCCGCCGCCGUCGCGCUACUGGUCGUCGGAGAAGCUGGCGGCCUGUCCCGGCUGCCGGAGCUGCUCCGAGGAGCGUCCGGAGCGGCGGCGGGACUGGGAGCAGCGGCGCUGCGGCCCCCGCGGCUGCCGCCACCGGCCGCCCUGGGCCUCGCCGGCGGGAGCCUGGCCGCCGGCCUCGCGCAGCCUCGAGGACCUGAGCUGCGGCGGGCGCUGGGGGACCUGGGUCCCCUCCCCGCCGGCCCCGGCGGCCCCGGCCCGGCGCGGCACCGAGCUGGGCGCCCGCCGCGGCUCCGCUCACUUCUCCAGCCUCGAGUCGGAGGUAUGACCCGGCCGGGGACGCCGCCGGGGACGCGGCCGUGGCGCCUCGCCUUCAUGGGGACAUUGGGGACGCCAAGGACCUGGACGUGGCGCCUCA